This is a messenger RNA of Phyllotreta striolata, 4545 nucleotides long. The record is from the annotation of a GenBank genome assembly. Lineage: Eukaryota; Metazoa; Arthropoda; Insecta; Coleoptera; Chrysomelidae.
CAACUGUCAAGCAGACCAUUUUCCAUUUUAGUUAUGUCAGAAAGGAAUUAUUUUUUGUUUUUUGAAUAACAAGAGGUUUCAGGUUAACCGAACGGGCAACGAAAUUGCGUCGGGAAAUGUCCGAGACAGCUUCCAAAAAGAUUGAUAACCUACUUCAACGUAUUAAAAACGAAACGACCCCACCGAGUCCCGUACCCAUGAACCGUGCAGGUUCUGGGGGCCGAAAGGCAUUACCAUUAAAUUUGAGCAACACAAGUAGUCCGGUUAUGGCUAGACCACGAAACCUAUCUUUCACCACUAGACAGAAUGAUAAUCAAGAAACGGAGAGAAAACUUAGAGAGAUUAUGCGAAUUAGCGGCGAUUUAACUAUAGAAGGCGUCCUUUUCAAAACUGACAUAAAAGAUAUGGAGCACAUAGAAGAACUGGGAAAUGGCACUUGCGGACAUGUAGUUAAAAUGAGGCACAAACCUAGUGGAAGUAUUAUAGCUGUUAAGCAAAUGAGACGCUCAGGAAAUAGUGACGAAAACAAAAGAAUUAUAAUGGAUAUAGAAGUAGUUUUGAAAUCACACGACUGUAAAUACAUAGUACAAUGUUUAGGUUGUUUUAUAACGGAUUCGGAAGUUUGGAUAUGCAUGGAACUUAUGGAUACUUGCUUCGAUAAAUUACUCAAGCGGUAUAAGCAAUCUAUUCCCGAGGAAGUGUUGGGGAAAGUUACAGUUGCUACCGUUGAAGCUUUAUCGUACCUUAAAGAUAAACAUGAUGUAAUGCAUAGAGACGUCAAACCUUCAAAUAUUUUAUUAGACACAAAGGGCAAUGUGAAAUUAUGUGAUUUUGGCAUUAGUGGACGAUUAGUGGAUUCUAUGGCUAAAACGAGGAGCGCCGGCUGUGCUGCAUAUAUGGCUCCUGAACGGAUCGAGCCUCCGGAUCCCGAAAAUCCCGAUUACGAUAUUCGAGCCGAUGUGUGGUCGCUCGGGAUAACACUGGUGGAAAUGGCCACGGGCGUGUUCCCAUAUCAAGACUGUAAGACUGAUUUCGAGGUGUUGGCCAAAGUCAUAGGACAAGAACCUCCGAGUCUGCCGACUGAUAGAGAAUUUUCACCUGAAUUUAGAGAAUUCGUAUCACUUUGUUUAAUAAAAGACCCUAAACAGCGGCCAAAAUACACGAACUUAAAAGAUCACGAUUUCAUUAAAAAGUACGAAGCUAUAAAUAAUGUCAAUGUAGGAGAGUGGUAUGUAAAAUUGAUCAAACGUUCAGAGGAAAUGACAAAUCGAUCAGCGCCUAGACAAAAUUCAGCGGCGAACACGAUCCGCCAGUUUUUCUCCUCCCGUCAAGCCCUACAACCGCAGCAAUCCCUCACCGCCGCCCUACAAUCGUUAACCAACGGCAAAACGUCCGCGAAACCAACCGCUGAAGCCCUAUCACCGCCGCCGGCCACCAAAGCGCCCCACGUCUCACGGUUCAGCUGCUUCCAGCGGGCCAAUCAGUCCCCGGAGGCCUCCAAUCCGGCGACCAGGAGCUAUUCGCCCUAUUCGGCUUACCAAAACCACGUGGCCAUGCUGAAGGAGCAACUCGAAAACAAAAUAACGCAGCAGCUGCAAAGCAACGCCGGUUCGUCUUACACGCCCGUUCCGAGCCGAAGGCCUUUGGACGGUUCGCCGACGCCGACGGCGACGCCGUACCAACACCGUCGCGUCGCCAGUGAGACGAGAUGGCGCUCGCCGAGCGCCUCGCCUUUACCGCUUCGCACGCAGUUCCAGGUCGAAGAGAACCAGUACAAUUGCGGCAACACCAGCCCCAUUAUCCUCCAACGGUUCUAUCACCAGCAGAAACAGCAACAGAUGGUCAAGGAGGCAGAAGAAUCCGGUAAAAAAAGAUUCGCUUCCUACAUAAAAAUGCAACUGAGCGGCGACAGAAGCGGUAGAUCGUCGAGACACCAAAGCCCCGAACCGCCGCCUCGGCUCAACCGGCAUCCCAGUGGCGAAAACCAAAGUCCUCUAGCCUUACGUAGGAAUUUUUUAGAAAAUCACCCGUGCAAUUCGCCUAGUCUAUGUCGAAGGUAUAUAUCGCCCACGCCUCCAGUGCCUCCUCCCCGGAGACUCUCGGAGAGCUCGUCCGUGCCCGGUUCGCCGCAACAUUUGAGAGCUCGAUUUCACUAUACUCCGGAACCUCAGAGGCGGCUCUUUCAGAACGACGACGUGUCAUAACGUAGGGCUCUGUCGCCUCCUGAAAGAGAGGCCUCUAAGUAGGAAAAGAGUAUAUUUUUUAUUUGUUUUCUAAGUUUACAAUUUGUUGCGCUAAUUGAUGAUGCGAAGGAGGAGAAUGCAUUUUUUUGCGCUAGUAGAUUGCGCGCAUCGUAAAUAGAGAUCCUUUCUUUCCUAUUUUCUAUGUACAGGGUGAUCUGAUGGUACGAUUGUUAAAGUAAUUUGGUAACUUGAAAACUAUUAUAAAUUUGCUUUAUAAAGAUUUUGUAUUAUCCUUAGAUCACACUGUAGAUUCGAAGCAUUUUAGAGAACAUCGGUUAAUGUUUUGUUGAAUUAUUGUAUGCAGUUGUGUUUUCUUUCUUAGAAGAAAUGCGUAAAAUUGCGAUUUUUGUAAUAGCGGAAUAUUUGUUUAAAUUGUAGAGUUCAUUUCUUAAAUGUGCCUUGUUCUAAAUUUGUGUAUGUGUAAUGCGAGUACUCGCGUUAUUUACAUAUUAUAACUUUUCUAUGGUGGUAUAGUUAAAUUCGUCUUCAACAUUUUAUAAUAUACAAUCAUUUAAAUGACUUUCUAGAUGUGUAUAGGUGAAAAUUGUUGAUUUGUGGUUAUCUUUAGAAAACAUACAAUUAAUAACAUAUCUGUGACACGUUUUAAAAGUUGUUCAGAUAGAUCAUUUUGAUUAUAUAAAAAAUGCUUUUGCAUUUGUCCCAAUAUCUCAUUGAAAUUAUCGCAGUAUGAACCGAGUCUUUGAAAAACAAUUGUAUAUGAAGAUAUUUUCUUGAAUUUUUGAACUCUGCUUGAGUAAUAUUACAUUUAUUGCAACUUAAUGAGAUGUUUAAGGAUCGGCUUGAUAGAUUUUUAGUAAAUAUACGACUGAAAUAUUCCGUUUGGCAUGUCAUUAAGCUCGAGUAAGAUCGGAGGUGUUUUUGUAAAACAUAUUUGUCAUACACAGGGCGUACUAAAACUUUAUGUAAAAAAUUGAAAAGUGGGUUUAGAAAUAUUCACUAGAAAUUUUUUACAGAGAUGAAAUGAAAUUAUUGUUCUAAAUGUUUUUUUUUUGUAUAGAAAUUGUUGAAAUAGGCGAAAAUUAAUUCAGGCUUUAUUUUUAAUCAAGAUUUACCUCUGUGACUUUGAUUAUGCGAUUUUUCUUUAUAGUUUGUCGUAGAAUUGAUCCACGAGUUUCUCGAAAAUUGGUUUCGUAUAAUACAAUUUUUCAUGUAACGUUAAUAAUAAGAAGGAAAGAGAGAGGGAUCGAAUUUAACGGGAUAGCUGUUUUCCAAACAUUCUUCUAGCUAGGCGAAUAAUUAAAUAUUUUAUUUUUUGCACUGCCGACAAACAAAACAUUGUAGGUGAAAGGUGCUGGCAGUACUGUUAAGUAUUUUUGUUGUUUUAUUCAUUUUUUUUAACUUCAUUGUGAAGAGUUUUUAGUCAUCUUACAUUGCUAGUCUUACAUAACGUCACCGGACGUGAUUGCUUUAUUAUUAUUUUUAUUAUUAUUUUAUUGAGUGUACCUUGCUCGACCAAAACAUUCGAUUUUAUUAUAAUUAUAUCAAAAACGUUUAAUCGAAUCCACCGUUCUAAAUAAACUGUAAACGUAGACUUAAAUGUAGCUACUUAAAUGUUGAGCAAAGGGCGUUUUAAUUUUAAUUUUCUUAGAUUUUAGAAUUUUUAAACGUUAUUGAACUGAUAUUUAUUAUAAAAAACUCGAUUUUGUUCCUCUUUGAACAGUUGUGAAUAAUUUUUGUCUAAAAGUGUAGAGUGAUCAAAAUAUUGUUUUCUGCUACGUUACUUUUAAUUAUUUCGGUAAUAUUUUUAUAGAUGUGAGGAAUAUAAACUCGGUCUAAUUUGUAAAAGCUAUAUUUUUAAUUCAGAAAUAUUAUGUCGAGAGCUUCAUAGGUAAAGGGCAAUAUUUUACCAGUCAUUCAUGGAAAUUUCCUGCAAGGGACUGUUCAAUUGUGGGUAAAUUUAGAACCUCCCAGGUAAUAUCUAUUAAUGCUUAAAAUAUUGGCCUUUACAUAAGAAACACCCUGUAGAAUAACAUUAAAUUGUAACAAAUCGCAAUUCAACGAUAGGCUUCAUUUAUCUUAUUUUUCUAUAUAUUUACAUAACAUUUUAGCAAUUAGUACAAAUAGAUUUACAAUUUACAAAGUGGAACGAGUUUUAUAUAUUAUUAAGUUAUUCUAUAAAGGCUGUUGAGAUUUUUUCCUUUAUAUUUCAAGCAAAAGUAUGAGAAUAUUAUUUGAGUGGAUACUGUUUUCAAGUGUAUAUAACAAUUAGUAAUGCAAUGCCAUACCUGAUAUUAUGUAUAGUUUGACUUAAAUUAUGUAAAUAUACCUGAUUCGUAUAUAA